Messenger RNA from Melopsittacus undulatus (budgerigar), 3825 nucleotides. It is a transcript of the gene SERBP1, whose product is annotated as SERPINE1 mRNA binding protein 1. The coding region runs from base 123 to 1466 and encodes 447 amino acids. The record is from RefSeq and is a predicted model, not a curated record. Gene Ontology annotation, molecular function: mRNA 3'-UTR binding. Lineage: Eukaryota; Metazoa; Chordata; Aves; Psittaciformes; Psittaculidae. The transcript has 10 exons. Gene Ontology annotation, cellular component: cytoplasm; nucleus.
CGGAUGUGCCCGGCGCCGGAAGAGAAGCGGGUCUCUUCGGGGCCGGCCAUCUUGUGCGGCAGCGAGCAGGGUGCGGGGGGCCCGGCAGCAUCGGAGGAGGAUCCCGCCGACGGGGGCCCAUCAUGCCCGGACACCUGCAGGAGGGCUUCGGCUGCGUCGUCACCAACCGCUUCGACCAGCUCUUUGAUGACGAGUCCGACCCCUUCGAGGUGCUGCGGGCGGCCGAGACCCGCAGGAAAGAGAGCGGCGGCGGCGGCGGGAGCCAGGGGGGCGGCGGGGCCCGCGGCGGUCCGGCGGGCGCCCAGACCAACUCCUCCGGUGGGGCCGGGGCCGGCGGCACGGGCCAGGCGGGCGCCGGCGGUGGCGUGGGCAGCGCGGCCAAGCAGCUGCGCAGGGAGUCCCAGAAGGAGCGCAAGAACCCGCUGCCCCCCUUCGCUGCCUCCGCCGGGGGCGCCCCCGACCGCCGGGAGGAGGGCAGCGGCCAGCCCGGAGCGCCGCUGCGGAAGGAGGGGAUAAGACGCAUUGGCAGGAGGCCUGAUCAGCAGCAGCAGCAGCAGGGUGAAGGCAAACCGAUUGACAGGAGACCAGAGAGACGACCUCCUCGUGAGCGCCGCUUCGACAAACCUGAUGAGAAAGAAGGAGGAGAAUUUUCUGUGGAUAAACCUAUUAUUGACCGACCUAUGCGUGGACGUGGUGGACUUGGCCGAGGACGUGGCCGCGGCCGUGGCAUGGGCAGAGGAGAUGGGUUUGACUCUCGUGGCAAGCGUGAAUUUGACAGACAUAGUGGCAGCGAUAGAUCUUCUGUUUCACAUUCACAUUUCAGCGGCCUAAAGCAUGAGGACAAGCGUGGUGGCAGUGGAUCACACAACUGGGGAACCGUCAAAGACGAGCUAACUGAAUUGGAUCAGUCGGCUGCAACUGAGGAAACGCCAGAGGGAGAGGAGCAUCCGCCUGCUGAUUCUGAAAAUAAAGAGAAUGAGGUUGAAGAAGUUAAGGAAGAAGGCCCUAAGGAAAUGACCCUGGAUGAGUGGAAAGCAAUUCAAAGUAAGGAUCGUGCAAAAGUUGAGUUCAACAUCCGUAAACCAAAUGAGGGUGCUGAUGGGCAAUGGAAAAAAGGAUUUGUUCUUCACAAGUCAAAGAGCGAGGAGACAAAGGCGAUGACAGAAAUGCAGGGGAGUCUGCUGGAGUCAAAUGAGGCUCAUGCUGAGGACUCUGUAAUGGAUCAUCACUUCCGCAAGCCAGCAAAUGAUAUUACAUCCCAGCUGGAGAUCAACUUUGGAGACCUUGGCCGCCCCGGACGUGGUGGCAGAGGGGGACGGGGUGGCCGAGGACGUGGUGGCAGGGCCAGCCGUGGAGGCAGAACUGACAAGUUGGUGAAGGAGUUUGAUGUGAUCCACACACCCAACCAGUCAAGUGCUUCUGCUCCUGAUGUAGAUGACCCAGAGGCUUUCCCAGCUCUGUCCUAAACUGGAUGUCAUAAGCCACCCCUGCCCUCGUCGGGCCUUCCUCUCCGAGGCUUGCAUGCUUAAGGAUCCUAAACAACUAAGAAAUUUAAAAACAAAACAAAAAAAAAAGAAAAAAAAAGAAAAAAAGAGACUGUCAUUCAUACCAUUCACACCUAAAGACUGAAUUUUAUCUGUUUUGAAAAUGAACUUCUCUCGCUACACAGAAGCAACAAUAUGGUAGUCAGUUUUGUAUUUAGAAAUGUAAUGGUAGCAGGGAUGUUUUCAUAAUUUUUUCAGAGAUUAUGCAUUCUUCAUGGAUACUUUUUUGUAUUGCUGCUUGAAAAUAUGCGUUUCCAAACUUGAAAUAUAGGUGUGAACAGUGUGUACCAGUUAAAAGCUUUCACUUCAUUUGUGGUUUUUAUUUGGUUUAUUCUGGAUUUUAGACAUUUCCCCCCCCCAAAAAAAAAACUUCAAACUGGGUUUUAAUUCUUGCACACUAUUUCCAUUUCCUUAACUCCUGUUGAGCAGAUUCUUAUCAGCCCAUGGUCUUUUGGAAUAUGUGGAAUUUUAAUUCAGCAGACUGUUAGUGCUGUAUGGAAUUCCAAUUCCUGGAGUACUUUAGGAUUAAUCCUUGCUUUCAGACUUGGAAAAAACAGUCAUUUUUCACCUACGUUUGGUAGUUUGUUAAUGCAGAAAAUCUUUAUACAAGAUUGAUAGCAGAUACGUGCGGAAAGACUCAAAGCACAUUGGUUUAUAGUGAAAUACCUGUGUGUUGAUCCAGCAAUGAUGCGUGGAUAAUUGGUCUUCAAACAGUUUUUAACAACUAAUGUAUUACACCUUUCACUCGCCCCUUUUACCUUUCUUCUGUUCCCCCCUCCUCCUCCCUUCAACAGAACAAGAUGCUUUGUUGGAAAAAAGAAAGAAAAAAGAGUUUUUAAAUUACUGAUGCUUUUUCUUUUGAGGGGAUACCCUGGAGAUGGAGAUCGGCUGUUGCUGGAGCUGGGAGGGGGGGAAGGUGGUAGCUGUUGCUCCGGUGAGUCCAUCCAGACUCCACCUGGGAACUGGAACUGAAUAGCAGAGUGUUGACAUGGGUACAUCAGCACCUGAUGUAUUCACAGCACUGCUCCAACAGUGGCAGGUCUUCAGAAGAAGAGCCCGCCAGCCAUGGCUGGGUCUGGCAAGAGGGAGUUUUGCUUUCCCAUUCCAGAUGGGAACGUCACAAUGUGUGUGAUUACAACUAAAUAGAUGCAAACCAAACCCCCAAGGCUUAACCUCCCCCUCAGAGCUGUGCCUGGCUCUGUGCAGUGUUGGACACCCAAUGGCUAGCUGACAAAUGAAUGUUUUUUCAGAUUGUAAGAAACAUUUUCUACCCCUGUAGAAAUUCACUGUAGGUUUAAUUUAAAUCCCUGUGACAGGAACGUUGCCACUUCAGGACGCAAAAAGGAGUUGAGAGAAUGACUGAUCAAGAGGGUUUCUUAAGGGUUUUUAUCUGCAGCAUUUGUUAGGAGAGUAGAAACAGGUUUCUCCUUUUAUUUAAUGUUUUACACUUUGGACAGCUUAUAACAUAUUUGUAGUUUCUUAACUAGGUAGAUAGAAAACAAAAGGUAAUGCCCUAUUUUUUUAAAAGCUGUACAGGACAGGCAAAAAGUAUUGGAGACCUUUGAAUAUGAAAUAUCAGACUCCUUAAUUGUGGUGUUCAGCUGGCUUGCUUUCUCUAAACUGUUUUCUACAGAAGUUUUUGUUGUAAACCGCUGUUAAUACCAUUGCAUUAGAGGUUUUAGUGCACUCACCUAUAGUUUGAAGUACCAGGCUGUGAGAAGGAGGCAAGUUUUCAAACAGUGGAUGGUAUCAAAAUCUCUUGGUUCGUUUCUCUGCUGAUAUUACCCAGGUGCUCAGCGUGGAAGCUGCUGCAGGUCCAGCACUGAAUUGUUCCUCUUCCCUCUCCCUUUGUGGUAAGGUAGAAUGUGCUGCAGUUCCAGCAUUGUGGACACCUCGGAUAACACAUACCUUGAUGUGCAGAAACACACUUAAGGAAAAGCUUUCUCUGUAACAUAAACCUUCCUCUCCUUAACCCAAACUGUGUUUUGCUGUUUCCGUUGCCAUUCAGCUUUGCAGAUGAGUUCUGGGCUAGCCAGUGCAUGGUUUGGGCCCUGCUGGCUGGGCUUGCUCAGGAGCUUCCCCUUCUCCUGCUAUGGAGCAUAGAGCGGUUUCCCAAAUGGCACAUCUGAUUUUCAAGACAGCUUGUACUUAACAAUGGGUCCAUCUGCUGUUCUGAUAGAUGUAAAUUUGCCUCUUUCAGUCCAUUUGUGUCAAGAACUAAAACUGUGAACAUUUAUCUUUAAUAUUGGUGGGUGUGAACUGAAAUAAAGGUUUAUUUUCA